AUGAUACAUGAGGUCGAUCUACCACCGGCGGUGUACGCGGACAUGCUGGAGGGAUGUUUGCUGCAUGAAGCCCUUCAUAGGCUUAUGCGUGAGACUCCGGAACGUGCAGAGCGUGCAGAGCGUGCUGUGCCGAGCAUCGCCAGCAUCGUGGAUCGUAAUACCUUACUUUUGAUGGCUCGUGACCUGCUCGAUGAGGAGUCCUACGUUGAGUUCGGCUACUAUGCGGAUGAACUCUGCAGCUCCAUCCAGGGCAAGUGGGACCGUGUUUUUCCGUAUGCACCCCCCGUGGAGGAGGAGGAGGAGCGCACACUUGCGGGCGAACCUGCGGGCACGCGGCGCAACGCACAUCCUGCGUCAGCUGCGGAGCGUGUGGCAGUGGAUCACCUGGGUAGCAUCCAUGGCUCAUAUUGGGGCGCAGUUCGUGAUGUUGUGGCCAAGCUGCCCUUCACGAGUGCCAAUCGCUCAUGCCAUGAACGCCCCGGUCAAGUCUUCUUUGUGGGCGCCUAUGGGCAUCACCGUUACACUGGACUCCACGCCUCCACUUUGUUGCUGCCCUCGGCCUGCAAAUUGCUUUGUGCCUUCAUUCAAUACGUGUGCCCGAAGCUGCAGUGGACCACCAUCAUGGUAUCGCGUAACACACAGUUGGAGCCGCACGUUGAUGCGCAGAACGCGGCCUUACCCAGCAUGAUCAUGGGCCUGUCCUUCUUUCAAGGGGGCCAGCUCUGGAUCAAGGAUCCCACAGGUUGCCAUUUUGAAGAAGUCAAGGGCUGCCUAGUCCCAGGACAGCUCCUCGAGCUUAGUGGUCGCUGUUAUAUGGUCUCCACGCAUGUCCUGCCGCACAGCACCAGACCAUGGAGUGAGGGCGAUCGCUAUGUCCUGGUGGCCUACGCUAUCGGCCAGCACAAAAGCUUGAAGUCCGUGCAUCGGACGGCGUUGGAGGAUCUCGGAUUCAGAUUGCCGCCGUGUGCCUAG
Symbiodinium sp. CCMP2592 is the source of this 972-nucleotide messenger RNA. Lineage: Eukaryota; Dinophyceae; Suessiales; Symbiodiniaceae. The record is from the annotation of a GenBank genome assembly.